Molecule: messenger RNA, 1294 nt
Organism: Suillus subaureus
Lineage: Eukaryota; Fungi; Basidiomycota; Agaricomycetes; Boletales; Suillaceae
Exons: 16
Coding region: 145-1188 (347 amino acids)
Source: RefSeq, a predicted model, not a curated record
GAAGCCUUCGCCUUCGUCACAUCAUCCUCCUCGGUUGAUAUCCUACAUUCCUUUUUUUCUUUACCUCAUCCCUCGCAUCAAUCUAUCUAUAUCAAGGACUGACGCAGAAACGCAGAACUGAUCAACGCGUCUUUCAUCUAUCAAAUGGAACAGCGCUUAGUUACAGACAGCGUAACCUCGGAGAAGUAUUUGCGAAUAGCAUCCAUCUCCAUUGCAACUUACGAUUAUAUCCUAACACUCCCCGCAGAAUGGCGCUUUUACCGAAGCCAAUCGUCAAUCUUUCAUAUAAGUCUUGUCUGUGCCUUAUUCAUUCUCAUGCGCUAUGUUAGUAUCAUGGCUAUGGUAGUCAGUAAUUAUGGAUACUUUUCUACCACCUAUACCCAACAAACGUGUCAACGAUACUAUAUUGUGGCGCCUAUCUUCAAAGCCAUACAAACUAUGAUAUCACAGGUCAUCUUGGGUGUCAGGACAUUCAAUAUUGUAAGAAGAGAUAGGCGGAUAGGAAUUAUACUAUCGUUGUUAUACCUUCUGUCAACUUCGGCGGAGUGGUUUGCUGAUCUAUUUCACGGGACCCCUAAUGUUGUUGAUGGAAACUGCACCUCGGCGAAUGCUGGCAAAGUAUUGUCAACCUGGUUCUACUACCUCGCUGUGAUACUGUACGAUGUCGUGAUUGUGACGGUAUCUACCGUGCACCUUCUACGUUACAACCCCAUCAGUAGCAGAGUAGAACAGCUGAUACGGGUCCUGAUCUAUGACGGCAUUGGAUAUUUCAUCGUGUUGUCUGCGUCGAACAUAUUGAACCUCGUCUUUUAUCAUACAACCAAUAUCCAGACUCAGACGGCAGCGGCAUCAGUAGGCUAUGCUGUAACGUGGAUCAUGACCCAGCGGAUCCUCAUCCGCGUACGAGAAAAUACAAGACCAGAUGCCCAACGCUUGGAAAAUGUGAUCGUCGCGCGUCCCACACUCGGUGCGCAGAAAAGAGUGAUGUCUGGUCUGCGCUCACAUUUCGAGUCCAAGAGCCACUCCAAGGGUUCUAAAAGCUCCAAAAGCGCCGGCGAUGCAGAGUUCAGGCCAACAUCGCCUCACAAUUCCAACGACGUGGAACUCGAUGUACGCGUACGCGUCGAGCGCUCGGUGGUGGUGGACUACAAGGACGAAUCUGAGCAUUCGAGUUCGUGGGUGAAAUGAAUAUGGGGCACUGAGUGUAAUAGAGAAGGGAGUCGGUGACUAUCUGGUAUGGUGGCUACCCAACAUGCGUAUAUGUACCCACCCAGUUCUACUGUCGGAAUCUUAG